This is a messenger RNA of Puccinia graminis f. sp. tritici CRL 75-36-700-3, 627 nucleotides long. RefSeq lists its product as uncharacterized. The coding region runs from base 1 to 627 and encodes 208 amino acids. Lineage: Eukaryota; Fungi; Basidiomycota; Pucciniomycetes; Pucciniales; Pucciniaceae. The record is from RefSeq and is a predicted model, not a curated record. The transcript is spliced from 3 exons.
AUGGCCCUCCCCUGGGAAACCGAUGGCGGUGUCAACGGCCGGCCUAAUAGCAUAGAGGUCCUCCUCGAAUGGCUCUCUGCACCAGGUAACUAUGACCGGUGGAUCCAAGCCGACCUGAAGGCACCUCUGACCCAAGAAAUUCACCGCGAGAUGAUCCGCAAAGGCAUCCACCAUCAGACUCCACAUGGUAUCUCCCUCAAGAUAUACAUGCUUCACGAAGGGUAUCAUCAUGCAUGCCACUACCGACGGCAAACACCCGAGGAUCUCCGCAGGCAAUUCCCAAACGGCUACCUCUCAUUCGCUGGCUAUGCAGACAUGAUAUGCCGUGAUUGGGCCCGACUCGAAAACAUCUUCGUUCCACCAGAUGACCUUGCGCCUGAUGCCACCGACCCAGACCCCUUGGCCAGGGAAAGGAUCAUGUUCAACACCGAGGCGGCCUCCCAGAUCGUUGGGUUUGUCGAUCACAUCCAAGCUCAGUACCAUGAGACAAUGGAGCAGAUCGAUGGAUAUGUACCAUGGUCUACUUACUUCCUGAACAACCAAGAAGAUCGAGCAAAUUACCCGCUAUUACACGGCUUAGAUCCCGAGCUCAUCCUGCGCCGAUAUGCCAACCUGACCAUGGGUUAG